Molecule: messenger RNA, 1908 nt
Organism: Astyanax mexicanus (Mexican tetra)
Lineage: Eukaryota; Metazoa; Chordata; Actinopteri; Characiformes; Acestrorhamphidae
Product: intermediate filament protein ON3
Exons: 9
Coding region: 255-1574 (439 amino acids)
Biological process (GO): keratinization; intermediate filament organization
Cellular component (GO): keratin filament
Molecular function (GO): structural constituent of skin epidermis
Source: RefSeq, a predicted model, not a curated record
CAUAGAAAGUGGACAGUCCAAAUGUGUGUGUGCGUAUAUGUGUGUGUGUGUCUUCUAAAACAGGUUUCCCUACCUGCGACACACACUCCACCCAGUCCUGUUUGGGGAUUUAAAAGGCCUCCAUCCCACUCAGAUCAGUUUUUCUGCAGCAGGUUCCCUGGUCUCUCAAAUCCGUCCUCCACUACCUGGUGACCAUCUUCAAUCUUCCAUCUUCCAUCUUUUGCUUUUUCAAUUUUGACCUCGAGGUUUGAGCCAUGAGUCUGCGGAACAAGCGCAUCAGCUCCAGCAGCUCCGUGCGGAGCAGUGGUAAACUCGGGGGCUUCGGGUACAGCGGAGGCUUCAGCGGGAUGUCCCUGGGAGCCUCUUCGCCGGGCUUCAGCAGCAGCACCACUUACCUGGGCGCUCCGAUAACCAGCGUAUCCGUCAACAAGAGCCUGCUGGCCCCUCUGAACCUGGAGAUCGACCCCCACAUCCAGAUGGUGCGGACCCAGGAGAAGGAGCAGAUUAAGUCCCUGAACAAUCGAUUUGCGUCCUUCAUUGACAAGGUGAGAUUCCUGGAGCAGCAGAACAAGAUGCUGGAGACUAAGUUCGACUUGCUGCACGAACAAACCCCCGGCAGGUCCAACAUCGAGCCCAUGUUCGAAGCUUACAUGGCUAACCUGCGCAGACAGCUGGACGUGGUGAACAACGACAAGAUCAAGCUGGACGGAGAGCUGAGGAACAUGCAGGGACUGGUGGAGGACUUCAAGCACAAAUACGAGGAUGAGAUCAACAGGAGGAACAACCUGGAGAACGACUUUGUGAUUCUGAAAAAGGAUGUAGACUCUGCGUAUCUGGUGAAAGCUGAUCUGGAGGAUAAAGUUGGAGCUCUGACUGACGAGAUCAACUUCCUGAGGAGCAUUUAUGAUGAGGAACUGCGAGAGAUGCAGGCGAGUAUUAAGGACACCUCGGUCAUCGUGCAAAUGGAUAACUCCCGUAAUCUCAACAUGGAUCAGAUAGUGGCUGAAGUUAAAGCUCAGUACGAGGAGAUCGCAGCCAAGAGUCGUGAGGAGGCCGAGUCCUGGUACAAGUCUAAGUUUGAUCAGAUGGCGAGCCAGGCCUCUCAGUAUGGAGAUGAGCUGAGGAACACUAAGGGAGAGAUAGCCGAGCUGAACCGGAUGAUCAGCCGCCUGCAGAGCGAGAUCGAGUCUGUGAAAGCUCAGCGUGCUAACCUGGAGAACCAGAUCGGGGAGGCGGAGGGCCGCGGGGAGCUGGCGGUGAAGGAGGCUAAAGCUCGGCUGAGGGAUCUGGAGGAGGCACUGCAGAGAGCCAAGCAGGACAUGGCCCGGCAGCUCCGCGAGUACCAGGAGCUGAUGAACGUUAAACUGGCCCUGGACAUCGAGAUCGCCACCUACAGGAAGCUGCUGGAGGGAGAGGAGGACAGACUUGGACAGCAGGCCAUUAUCAACAUCCAGGCAAUGCCCAGUUACAGCUCCAAAGCGAUGAACGGCUACCAGCAGAUGUGUUCUCCAGGCCCCAAACUCGUGAUCAAGACCACCGAGACCAGAGACAACACCAGAUACUCCACCCACUGAACCUGCUGAACCACCUCAGCCUAAACUACAGUUACUUUACAACAGGCUGAAGAAUCUGCUUAAAUCUAGGAGUAGGUUUAUUAUAAUAUUAUAAAACACAGUAGAAUUAAAUAUAUAUAAUAUGCUGAUGAUUUUCUGUAUGACUGAAGCUGAUUUGCAUAUUAUCCAAAUGCACAAAUAAAUAUAAUGAAGGAGAUUUUACUGUGAAAACAAUGUAUGUAUCUGAUUAUAUGGAAUAACGUUUCUGCUGUCGGUGACUGAAAUCAUUUGAUAUUAAUCACACAAAUGUUAAAUAAAGUAUAAUAAAGUUAUAUUAUUCCUGUGUGACAAAUUA